CGGCGCGGCCUGGGUUUGCGCCGGCGUCUCCUGCGACGGCGUCUUCCGUUGUCGCCGGGUGUGUCCUCGCCGUCCUCCGGUUCCCGGGGCCGCCGCGCGUCCCCUCGCGAAGCAAGCAUGGCGAUGAAGGCCGUGUGCGUGCUGAAGGGCGACGGCCCGGUGCAGGGCACCAUCCACUUCGAGCAGAAGGCAAGUGGUGAACCAGUUGUGGUGUCAGGACAAAUUACAGGACUGACUGAAGGCCAACAUGGGUUCCACGUUCAUCAGUUUGGGGAUAAUACUCAAGGCUGUACCAGUGCAGGUCCUCAUUUCAAUCCUCACUCCAAGAAACAUGGUGGCCCAGCGGAUCAAGAGAGGCAUGUUGGGGACCUGGGCAACGUGACUGCUGGGAAGGAUGGUGUGGCCACUGUGUCCAUUGAAGACCCUGUGAUCUCUCUCUCAGGAGAGCACUCCAUCAUUGGCCGAACGAUGGUGGUCCAUGAGAAGCAAGAUGACUUGGGCAAAGGUGGAAAUGAUGAAAGUACAAAGACUGGAAAUGCUGGAAGCCGCUUGGCUUGUGGCGUGAUCGGGAUUGCCCAGUAAACAUUCCCUGUGUGGCUGAGUCUAACUCAUCUGCUCUCCUGCUAAACUGUAGGAAAAAACCAUUAAACUGUAAUAUUAAAAGUA
This is a messenger RNA of Mesocricetus auratus (golden hamster), 666 nucleotides long. RefSeq names its product superoxide dismutase 1 (gene Sod1). NCBI's taxonomy places the organism in Eukaryota, Metazoa, Chordata, Mammalia, Rodentia, Cricetidae. Gene Ontology annotation, cellular component: nucleus; cytosol; peroxisome. The coding region runs from base 118 to 582 and encodes 154 amino acids. Gene Ontology annotation, biological process: removal of superoxide radicals. The record is from RefSeq and is a predicted model, not a curated record. The transcript has 5 exons. Gene Ontology annotation, molecular function: superoxide dismutase activity; copper ion binding.